Messenger RNA from Python bivittatus (Burmese python), 4323 nucleotides. It is a transcript of the gene RPRM, whose product is annotated as reprimo, TP53 dependent G2 arrest mediator homolog. Lineage: Eukaryota; Metazoa; Chordata; Lepidosauria; Squamata; Pythonidae. The record is from RefSeq and is a predicted model, not a curated record.
CCGGGACGCCCGGCCGCCGGCCGUCGCGCGCCACAGGUUGUCCUCCUGGGGCCACCGCUGCGCUGCCGCAUGAGGCUCGCUGGGCGAAGGGCACAUCUCCGGGGAAGCUGCGCCGCUCGCUCGCUCCGCCGCCAGUGCCUGCCGCCCGGUCUUGUCCCCGCCGGGGCCAUGAACUCCUCGCUGGGGAACCAGACGGAGGCGCUGGGGCUGCUGCUGGCCAACAGCACUGACUCUCUGGAGCGAGCGCUCCAGUCCUUCACGCCGAAGUCUGUGGUGACCGACGACGGCUUCGUGGUGACCGCGCCGGACGAGAGGAGCCUGUACAUCAUGCGGGUGGUGCAGAUCGCCGUCAUGUGCGUCCUGUCCCUCACCGUCGUGUUCGGCAUCUUCUUCCUCGGCUGCAAUCUGCUCAUCAAGUCCGAAGGCAUGAUCAACUUCCUGGUGAAGGACCGGAGGCCGUCCAAGGAGGUGGAGGCGGUGGCGGUGGGCCCGUACUGACCGCGGUGCCGCCCCAGAGCCCGCUUGGCCGCUCCAGCCGCGGCGGGACUCGGAAGCGACCGUUGGCUGUUGCCUUUCCCGGAAGGCGGUUCCGGCCGUGGAAGCAACUCCUGGCAGGCGAGGGAAAAGCAACCUUCUUUCCCCGACGGGACCGGGCGUGGGAGUAGCAGGGAGCCAAGGGGGCUCAGUCCAAAGCCAACGGCGAUGACUUUUGACUGGGCGUGGGGGGAGGGAGGUGAAGUCGCCGCGGUUUUACUUCCCUGACCCCUGGGCAGGUGGGGGAAGAGCUCCAACCUCCCCCUGCGGUGGGGCCAUGCCGCAGGAGCAGGGGUAAAGUGGAAAAGAGGCAGAGAUGGGGAAGUCCUUCGAAUCGAUUUGGCAUUCUGUAUAUAACAGUGUAAAUGCCACCAGCUAAACAUUUCCAGCUUUGAUGCUUUGUUUUAAGGGGAGGGGGAGAGAGGGAGAAACUGAUCUUAAGGUUGACUGUAAAAAUCUUACCCUCUCUUUUAAGAUACUUUCCUUCCAGAUUUGAAUAGGGAGGAUUCGCACAUCCUGUGUGAGGAGUUGACUUUGGUGCUUUUGGGGUGGGGUGUCUCUUAGAUUCACUUUGGGGUUGAUUGUUACAGAAACUCCUGUGCUGAUGUGUAAAUGACAGUUUCAAGUCAUCUACUUUCUGCUGUAAACUCUCCUUUUUAAAAUUGUAGCCUCCUGUUUGUAUUUUGUACCUAUCACUUCUCGUGCAGCUUGUCCACGGCUAAAAAGCCAGCGUGUUUGACCAUUGCACUCAUGGCUUUAGAAAUUGCAUCAGUUUAUACAAACAAAAGGCAGGAAAAAGGUGUUUUAAUUGUGGUUUUUUCCUAUUUAAUUUCCUUUAAUAAAAUCUGCCUGAGUCUUCUCAUCCAGGUCUCCUUCCAGUUUUCUACGGAAGUUCAGAGAAGCUGUGAUCAGCACUGGAAAGAUGGAGGGACACAUGAGACUCCUUACUGUCCAGCAGAUCAAGUCGAGGAGAUGGGAGGAAAAGUGUUAAGAGCAGGAAGAAACUGAGAGAACAGAUGGUCCCUGAGAUACUACAGAACUUGUCUUUUGCUUAACAACAGCAACAAAAAGUUAAGAUUCAGAUUCUGCCCCUUCUUCAUGUUCUUUAUGAGGAAUAAAGGGAACCUACUUCUUGCUCACAGAGAUUAAGCACAACAUGCUCUUUAUUCAUUCUUGAUGGAUUCUUUCUUUAAAAAAAAAGGAAAAAGCAAUGGACAAACAUGGAAUGGCUGCAAGUGGAAAAUACUUGUAAAAUUCUAUCAAUGAGCUGAUUGACUAACUGCAAGAAAGCUUCUCUGGAUACAUUCCUAAUUUCAGAUGGGGAAGGAUCAGCCAGGGAAGGGGGACUGUGGUGCAUUUCAACCCAGGUGUUUUCUGCAAUACCGCCACACGUUCAUGAGCUCAGGAGCAUGCUACUUUUGUCAAAAUUAGUGUUGUGCGGCAAACUUUGCCUCUUUCUUAUGUGUGCAAUGUCACAAAGCUGCUAUAUCAUUUUCAUUAACAAAUUAAGUAAAACUAAAACAAAAUUUAAAAAAAAUAAUCUUUUUUUAAAAAUUAAAACAAUUCAAAAGCGAGUAUCUGGAAGAGGAGAGAGUGCUUAGCUGCCCUAUAAGAGGCACACAAAGAUGGAUCUGUGUUGUCUUUCUUUCCAAUCCCUUGUGUCAAGCUGUAGUACUUUGGGUAUCAGUAGGAAUGAACCCUGGUACAAAUUAAGGGGGCAUUUUGCAAAAUAACUGGUUCUGCAUUAUGUAGCAUUUAAAAAAUCAGACAAUUAACCAAGGAAACAUUGGCCCUUUUUUCCCCCCCUCAACCAGAAAAGAGAGGAUACCUGGUUGAAAUUUUAUAAUAAUUUCAUGCUGCCAGCUCCAGUUACUAUCCUGGCAACCACAUAAAUUAAGCAAUGUGCAGAAUUCUCUGGAGAAGGAAGCAGCAAGAGAUGAAGGUUCAAUCACAAUAAUUGCCAUAUGCUGUAUCCUAUCUAACACCUCCAGUGAACUGGGGCUUUCCUUUGUUUGAAAAAUAGCAGAAGAUUUCCAAUUUAAACUGUGCACUUCAGUAUUUAUUAAAGUAUUGAAACUUCCUAUAAAUCUUUUAGUCAUCCUUCCGUGUACUAUUACACUCUUACUGCAAAAGUGACCACGUGGCUAAGAGGAGAUUUAAACAAAGGACAAAGCUCCCAGGGAAAUAAAUCAACUCUGGAUUCCAAUCAGUUAAAGCUCUGAUUUGUUGUUCAAGAUUUGUAUCCUGUGACAAAACAUGAAAUUCUAUCUUCCUACAUUUUAUGGUAGGGUCAUGGCAUUUUGGACCAACUAUAUUUUCCAGAUGCUUUUGAAAGAGAGAUCUCAACAGAGCACACUGCAGAAAUCAGAAUUAUAAUCUUAUUUCUUGUUCAGGACAUUUAAAAUUAACGUGUAGCUCCAUUAUGGAAGCAGAUACACUAAUUUCUUUCUCAGGCCUCUUCAAAUUGUUGACAGAUCAAAUUUAUUAUUGUGAUCGAAGAUCAGCAUGUCAAAAUAAAAUAGAAUCAAUAAGACCAAAAGAUAAAAUUAAUAAAAUAGAAUUAGGGUUGAAGUCCAAACUUACAAAUUUGUCAUGUUUGUACCAGGACAGCUGUGUUUCCACACAAAAUUUGGCUACUGUGUUGCUGGUAGCCAAGUUGUUGGAGUCCAAAGAAGAAGAUGGGUGUAAUACACAUUUCUCCUUGUAGGCUAGUACAGAGUCCUUAGGUAGAUCCCUGUAAGAAUUACAGUGAAGCAAGGCAGGGUGAAUGGCUUCCAGUUCUCCAGAGUCACGGGGGCAGGUGCAUUCUGCUCAUGGAGUCUUGGUGAAUCUACCCUGUAGUGAAGCCAAUGGGAGAACAUGGUGCCUAGCUCUAAAAAGCUCCUUCCUUAACCUAGGGAUGGUUAACAUGUAGAAACAGCUUGCAGGUUGCCUUGUGCCUUUUGCUAUCAGAGCUCUGCUGUUCCAGGAUAGAGUCCUAAUUUCAGUCUCCAAUUCAGUAUCAUUCAACCUUAGAAGGGCUGUCCUUCUUGCCUGAUCCAAACCGGAACCAAAUUUUGUUUGUAUAGGUUCAAGAAUAUUUUUCCUCAUAUAAAGUCCUGGGCUUCAUAUAACAUUUGGGCAAAGGUUUUAGCCUCAAACAAUUUUAGGUCAUUUAAAAUUUUAAUUCCCUUUGUUUGGCAUAAAAGAACCUCCUAAUAGCCACGGAAGAUUUUGAAGCUAUUUGGGCAAUGUGUUACUGGUGGGAUUUCCAAACCCCCUGGGUGUGGAAAACCACUCCCAAAUAUUUAAAAGUAACUGGAUGUUCUAUUUUGUUUCUAUUUAUUAUCCAACUGCACUGCUUUGGUUUUCUUGAGAAUCCAGGACUACGCAUUUUUGGUAAUUUAUAGUCAACAUAUUUACUGUACCUUGCUGAACUGAAUUAUGGCUUUCAACUAUUGAUAAGGAUAUCCAUCUUCUCCAUGUAAACCUGGCCAAAUCCCCCUGUUUAUGUCCCAUUAUUCCCUGAAAAAGUAUGUCUCGUUUAGGGGAAAACUUUGAUGAUUUCUCUGCAUAAAAGCCAAUUUUAUCCCCGUCUCUAUAACCUUCCAUAAAUAGUCUGAAGUCUAAUUUAGGGAGACUUUUUAGUAAUAAAUGGAAUGUAAUAAAUACUGUAGUAAUAAAUAAUGGUUACAUUAUUUUAUGAUUGUCUUCAACUGGUAUUGGGUUUUUUUCCAUUGCUAUUUUAGUGUUUCAUAUUGUAAUUGCUGUCAAAACAGAUUUUAAAAUUGUUGUUAAUUGUACCAAUUC